GAACCAUCCGAAUUUUCCCAGAAUGCAACGCCCGAACCUGUUAAAGAUCCCUCCUCAACUUGACAAAACUAGGAAUACAGAUGAUUUAUUCCCUUAAAACAGUUAAUUCCCAUCAUCAUCAUCUUCCCUCUUCUUCCCUAAAAUAUCUCUUGCAAUUCCAUUUUCUGUCAAUACUAUGAACCCCUCUUCCAUAAAAACCACCUCCAGAAACAGUUGAUGUCCAUAACACAACACUAAGGUAGUCCCUUAGUACAACAACAAACAUUUGUUCAUUCAUUCGAGUUCAUUACAUCUUAGGGAUCAAAGAAAGGGGAGGGCAGAUACGAAAGGACCCACAUCAGUUAAAUGGCCUCGGCUUUGGCAGGGGACGAUCUGGCGCGGACGCUGAGCAGCCGGUCGAUGAGCGGGCGCUCCUUGAGCCGUCGGGGCAGCAUUGGUUCCGCCAGUGGGAGGAACUGGGCCUCAACGAGCUUCCGAGAGGUGUGGAGCACCCAGGGCGAUGUGUUCCAAAAGAAUGGGAGGGAGGACGACGAGGAGGAGCUCAAGUGGGCUGCCAUCGAGCGCCUCCCGACGUACGACCGCCUCAAGAAGGGGAUGCUAAGGCAGGUCCUGGACAACGGGAGGGUUGGGUAUGAGGAGAUUGACAUUACAAACCUUGACGUGCAAGAGAAGCAACAUCUUAUGGAAAACAUAUUGAAGGCUGUGGAGGAGGACAACGAGCGCUUCCUUUACCGGCUUCGAGAAAGAACCGACAGGGUAGGAAUUGAAAUCCCAAAAAUUGAAGUUCGGUUCGAGCAUUUAUCAGUGGAAGGAGAUGCUUAUGUUGGGACAAGGGCACUACCGACUUUGAUUAAUUCUUCCUUGAAUGCAAUAGAAGGAGUCCUAGGGAUGAUUAAGCUCAUCCCAUCGAAGAAACGAGUCGUUAAGAUACUUCAGGAUGUGAGCGGCGUAGUGAAACCGUCAAGAAUGACACUUCUCUUGGGUCCUCCUGGGUCGGGGAAGACCACAUUGCUCCAAAGCCUUUCGGGGAAGCCCGAUAAGGGCCUUAGGGUAUCAGGAAAAAUCUCAUACUGCGGUCAUGAUCUCUCUGAGUUUUUUCCUCAGAGGACAUGUGCUUACAUUAGCCAGCACGACCUCCACCACGGGGAGAUGACGGUCAGAGAGACUCUAGACUUCUCAGGUCGGUGCUUGGGGGUCGGGACAAGAUACGAACUCUUAGCAGAGCUCUCAAGGCGAGAAAAGCAGGCGGGAAUUAAACCUGACCCUGAGAUUGAUGCCUUCAUGAAAGCCACCGCAAUGGCGGGUCUGGAAACUAGUCUAGUGACUGAUUAUGUUAUCAAGAUUCUCGGGUUAGAUAUCUGCGCGGAUAUUAUGGUGGGUGAUGAGAUGAGACGAGGCAUUUCAGGUGGCCAAAAGAAGCGUGUAACCACCGGGGAGAUGCUGGUGGGGCCAGCAAAAGCUCUGUUCAUGGACGAGAUAUCCACAGGGCUUGACAGCUCGACAACCUUCCAGAUUGUCCGAUUCAUGAGGCAGAUGGUCCAUAUAAUGGACGUGACCAUGGUAAUCUCCCUCCUGCAGCCUGCCCCAGAGACUUUUGAUCUGUUUGACGACAUCAUCCUGCUCUCUGAAGGAAAAAUCGUAUACCAUGGCCCCCGAGAGAAUGUCCUUGAAUUCUUCGAGAGUGUGGGCUUCAAGUGUCCUGAGAGGAAAGGAGUCGCUGAUUUCUUGCAGGAAGUGACCUCUCAGAAGGACCAGGAGCAGUACUGGUGCCAAAAAGACAUGCCUUACCAGUAUGUCUCCGUGCCCCAGUUUACGGACCAUUUCCGUAGGUUCCAUGUGGGGAUGAAAAUGCAUGAGGAGCUAUCAGUUCCGUAUGACCGGUCCAAGGCCCACCCGGCAGCACUGGUGAAGGAGAAGUACGGGAUACCAAACUGGGAACUCUUUAAGGCGUGCUUCGCCCGGGAGUGGCUCUUGAUGAAGAGGAACUCAUUUGUGUACAUAUUCAAGACAGUGCAGAUCACCAUCAUGUCAAUCAUUGCAAUGACCGUUUUCCUGAGGACAGAGAUGAAGUCCGGGACAGUCGAUGAUGGGGGCAAAUUCUACGGCGCUCUCUUCUUUAGCCUCAUCAAUGUGAUGUUCAAUGGGAUGGCUGAGCUUGCGAUGACCAUAUUCAGGCUCCCCGUCUUUUUCAAGCAGAGGGAUUUCUUGUACUAUCCUGCUUGGGCUUUUGGGUUACCAAUCUGGCUCCUUAGGAUUCCCGUCUCGCUGAUGGAGUCGGCGAUUUGGAUCAUUCUUACAUAUUACACAAUUGGUUUUGCCCCAUCAGCCAGCAGAUUUUUCAAGCAGCUUUUGGCAUUCUUUGGGGUACACCAGAUGGCUCUUUCACUCUUCCGUUUCAUUGCUGCGCUAGGGAGAACACAAGUGGUGGCGAACACGCUUGGAACCUUCACGUUGCUAGUGGUUUUUGUCCUUGGUGGAUUUAUUGUCGCCAAGGAUGAUAUUGAACCCUGGAUGAUAUGGGGAUACUACGUUUCUCCGAUGAUGUACGGACAGAACGCCAUAGUCAUCAAUGAAUUCCUUGACAAGAGAUGGAGCACACCCAACAACGACCCGAGACUCUCUGAGCCCACAGUGGGAAAAGUGCUUCUCAAGUCUAGAGGCAUGUUUGUGGAGGACUAUUGGUACUGGAUCUGUAUUGGUGCACUCUUCGGGUUCUCUCUGCUCUUCAACAUUUGCUUUAUCGCGGCCCUGACCUACUUAAAUCCUUUGGGGGAUACUAAGUCCAUUAUCUUGGACGAGGACAAUGCUGCUAAGGGCAAAAAUAAAUUUUCUCCGGGCAGUCAGAAGAAAAUGGCAGACAUGGAAGUUAGCACAGCAUCUACUGCACCUUUUUUUGAAGGUAUAGAUAUGGCAGUUAUGAACACACCAGAGACCCAAAAACGGGGUGGGGCUGCCAUGGUGCAAGCGAGCUCUACGAGGGGAAUGGUGUUGCCAUUCCAACCUUUAUCUCUCGCAUUUAGUCAUGUGAAUUACUAUGUCGAUAUGCCUGCUGAAAUGAAGAGCCAAGGAGUCGAAGAGACCCGCCUGCAACUGCUACGAGAUGUCAGUGGAGCUUUUAUGCCUGGAACACUGACGGCACUGGUCGGUGUUAGUGGGGCUGGAAAGACAACCUUGAUGGAUGUCUUGGCCGGACGAAAGACCGGUGGAUACAUUGAAGGAAGCAUUAGUGUUUCAGGCUACCCGAAAAACCAGGCAACAUUUGCUCGGGUCACAGGUUAUUGUGAACAGAAUGACAUACAUUCUCCCAAUGUUACAGUCCACGAGUCACUCGUGUACUCUGCUUGGUUGCGUCUGCCAAGGGAUGUCAACAAGGAGACUAGAAAGAUGUUUGUGGAGGAAAUCAUGGACUUGGUCGAGUUACACCCAUUGCGGAACUCUCUGGUGGGCUUACCGGGUAUCGACGGCCUCUCAACAGAACAAAGGAAGAGACUCACAAUAGCAGUUGAGCUUGUAGCAAAUCCCUCUAUAAUCUUCAUGGAUGAGCCAACCUCGGGCUUGGAUGCCCGAGCUGCUGCAAUUGUCAUGCGGACGGUAAGGAACACUGUCGAUACCGGAAGAACCGUUGUGUGCACAAUUCACCAGCCGAGCAUAGACAUCUUUGAAGCCUUCGACGAGCUUCUGUUGAUGAAGAGAGGAGGACAAGUCAUUUAUGCAGGGCAGUUGGGUCGGCAUUCGUGCAAACUCGUUGAGUAUUUCGAAGCUAUUCCAGGAGUUCCCAGGAUCAGAGAAGGCUACAACCCAGCAACAUGGAUGCUCGAAAUCUCUUCCACUGUCUCGGAGUCCCAGCUCGAAGUAGACUUUGCAGAAAUAUAUGCCAACUCCGAACUGUACAAGAACAAUCAGAAACUCGUCGAAGAACUGAGCACACCGGUCCCAGGAAGCAGCGAUCUUUACUUUCCGACGAAAUAUUCUCAGUCUUUUCUCACACAGUGCAAAGCUUGCUUUUGGAAACAGCACUGGUCCUACUGGAGGAACCCGCAGUACAAUGCCAUCCGAUUCUUCAUGACAAUUGUGAUCGGAGUUCUCUUCGGACUGAUCUUCUGGAAAAAAGGGGAUAAAACAGAAAAAGAGCAAGACUUGUUGAAUCUCUUGGGAGCUAUGUAUUCUGCCGUGCUCUUCCUCGGAGCCACCAACACUGCGGGAGUUCAGCCCAUUGUCGCAAUUGAGAGAACAGUGUUUUACCGGGAGAGAGCUGCAGGAAUGUAUUCUGCAUUGCCCUAUGCAUUUGCUCAGGUGGCUAUAGAAGUGGUAUACAAUGCGAUCCAAACGCUGGUUUAUUGUAUCCUCCUCUACAACAUGAUGGGGUUUAAUGGAUCAUUUGGCAAGUUCUUGUGGUUCUACUACUACAUCUUCAUGUGCUUCGUCUACUUCACGCUGUACGGGAUGAUGAUUGUCGCUCUGACUCCGAGCCACCAGAUUGCUGCUAUAGUCAUGUCCUUCUUCCUCAGCUUUUGGAACCUAUUCUCAGGUUUCCUCAUUCCGCGAACGCAAAUCCCGGUGUGGUGGAGGUGGUACUACUGGGCAUCUCCAGUGGCAUGGACGAUAUACGGGCUGGUGACAUCUCAGGUAGGCGACAAGACCAACCCUGUGUUUGUCCCUGAGCACGUCGGCUCCAUUUCCGUGAAGGACUACCUUAAGGAGACCAAAGGCUUCGAGUACGACUUCCUCGGGGUUGUAGCACUCGCCCACAUCGGGUGGGUUGUCCUCUUCUGCUUCGUGUUUGCUUAUGGCAUCAAGUUCCUCAACUUCCAGAGAAGAUGAAGCAACACGAAUUCAUAUCCCAAAGAAAACGUAGUUUUCUCGUCUCUUCUUCUCCUUUUGGCUGCGAAGAAGAAAAUGUAUUGGGUGCUAUUCUUUUAUGGAAUAAUCUAUAGUUUCGAAUGCCGAAUUCUGUGAUGAAUCUUCCCAUCUCGCAACUCUCAUCCACUGUUUCAGUGAUUAUAUCCCAUCUGAAGGAUGGGGCGGAUCAUUCUUUUCCAUCGGAUUUAAUCAUUAAUUCGUUAUUUGAGCAGAUAAUUACAGAACCUCAAAACAGAGAUGCUCUUUAGACCAGCAAUUGCACAG
This is a messenger RNA of Punica granatum (pomegranate), 5124 nucleotides long. The record is from RefSeq and is a predicted model, not a curated record. Lineage: Eukaryota; Viridiplantae; Streptophyta; Magnoliopsida; Myrtales; Lythraceae.